Messenger RNA from Dicentrarchus labrax (European seabass), 1173 nucleotides. RefSeq names its product aquaporin AQPAe.a. The record is from RefSeq and is a predicted model, not a curated record. Gene Ontology annotation, cellular component: plasma membrane. Gene Ontology annotation, molecular function: water channel activity. NCBI's taxonomy places the organism in Eukaryota, Metazoa, Chordata, Actinopteri, Moronidae. The transcript has 6 exons. Bases 179 to 1012 code for a protein of 277 amino acids. Gene Ontology annotation, biological process: transmembrane transport.
GGUUGCUCUCAUCAAAGGACCUCUCAGACUCUACAAGUUAAUGAGGGAUGUAGCAGAGACCCUGAAGCCCUCAGACCCCGACAGCUACACAAAAACAGACGGACAUACAAGCAGAAGGACAGACGGACCUCCGUAUAAGAAGAAAAAACUUGAGGACAACAUACUCAUUUAGUUGGAAAUGACGUGGCGUGAGGAGCUACGUAGUCGGCAGUUCUGGCGUGCCAUACUUGCAGAGCUGCUCGGCACCCUGGUGUUAGUGAGUGCCGUGCUGGGUGCCUCUGUGCCUGGCCCAGGAGAGGCACCCGGGGGACCCAUGUAUCCAGCAGUGGCAGUGGGUGUGGUGAUCGUGGCACUUGCACACUGUUUUGGAGAAAUAAGUGGAGCACAGGUCAACCCUGCAGUCACUCUGUCUAUGUUGGCCACUCGGAGGCUGGAUGUUCUCAGGGCCCUCGUUUAUAUCACUGCACAGUGUUUGGGGGCCUCUUUAGGAGCCGGGGCCCUCUACCUGGCCCUGCCGCUCAAAACCACCGCAGACCACUUUGUCAACAGGGUUCCUAUAGAGUUGAAUGCAGCACAGGCUCUGGGCAUAGAGGUUUUGUGCACCUUCCAGAUGGUCUUCACGGUGUUCUCAGUGGAGGAUCAACGACGGAGGGAAAGCCCAGAACCUGGAAACCUGGCCAUUGGGUUAGCACACACUGCCGGAGUGCUAAUAGGGGGGCGGUUCUCUGGUGCGAGUAUGAACCCUGCACGUUCUCUGGGUCCGGCCAUCAUCACUGGCUUCUGGGAAAACCACUGGGUUUAUUGGAUCGGACCAGUGCUCGGUGCUAUACUGGCUGGAGUGUCCCACGAGUUCUUCUUUGCACGCAGUGCGUCUCGCCAGAAGCUGGUGGCGUGUCUGACCUGUAAGGAUAUUGAGAUUGUGGAAACGACCAGCAUGACCGGAUCGUCACUGUCCACAGUCACACAAAACGCCAUGAGAGCCAAGCAGGCCAACAAACAAGAAAACAACUGAGGACACAUGCAUGAAAAAAUACACACAGAAAUACAUCUUGUAAUAUUUCAGUGAUUUCUAUGGAGAUGUGUAGUGUGCAGUUCAUCAGUCGUGUUAAUCGGUCUUGACUGUGAGGGAAACCACAAAAAAAAAUGGAGUAGCUGUGCAUUAAGAUUAACUUC